Molecule: messenger RNA, 267 nt
Organism: Mycotypha africana
Lineage: Eukaryota; Fungi; Mucoromycota; Mucoromycetes; Mucorales; Mycotyphaceae
Exons: 4
Coding region: 59-241 (60 amino acids)
Source: RefSeq, a predicted model, not a curated record
AGAAGCAAACGUGGAUGGCUUCAAUACGGGCAAAAAAACUGACUCUGACCUUACUGAUAUGUAUUAUCAACUGUUCAACUUCAAGAAACUAGGCUUGAUAUGUAAUGUAUGCAAACAUCGAAGUUUGGAGAAUGACACGACAGCAGCAUCAAAGCGAAGAGUACAUGCUGUAUUGCAUUUGGGAAUUGCGACGUCAAUGCUGCCAAAAAUAUCUAUGAUAUUUUCAUGUUUGCUGCAGUAACAUGUGUGAUUGAUAUCACUCCUUCA